CAUUGUCACAGGUCUCUAUGACACAAGGGCCUGUAAUUACAUAGAGAGAGAGCCGGUGAUAUUGUGUACCGCUGUAAAGGUUGGUCUCUUGGAGCAGUAUGGGGAACAGUGCAUUAAAAGCCCACAUAGAAACCGCACAGAAGACGGGUGUAUUCCAGCUGACCGAGAAGGGAUUAGUUGAGUUCCCUGAAGAUCUGCAGAGGCUUUCUGUAAACCUGCGAACCAUCAACCUGUCCAGUAACAAGAUAGAGGUUCUACCUCCAUUGGUGGGAAAGUUUGCUGUUCUUAAGAGCUUGUCCAUGAAUAACAACAGACUAGGAAAGCUCCCGGAUGAACUGUGUAAACUGAAAAAACUGGAGACCUUGCACCUAAGUGCUAACCAGAUCAAAAGCCUCCCAGCAGACUUUGGUCAGCUCUCUGCCUUGAAGACCCUCAACCUUUCUGGCAACCAACUUCGUGCUAUGCCAACCCAGCUCUGCGGCCUGCGACAUCUGGACGUGGUGGACCUGUCCAAAAAUAAAAUCCAGUCCAUUCCUGAUGAGGUGGUUGGAGUGCAAGCCAUAGAGAUCAACUUGAACCAGAACCAGGUGAGUAAUGGCGGGAA
Molecule: messenger RNA, 604 nt
Organism: Nanorana parkeri
Lineage: Eukaryota; Metazoa; Chordata; Amphibia; Anura; Dicroglossidae
Gene: LRRC57
Product: leucine rich repeat containing 57
Exons: 4
Molecular function (GO): protein binding
Source: RefSeq, a predicted model, not a curated record